GGCGUCAGGGACCGGGAGAGGAGGGCGGGCGGAAGGAAAAGCGGGCCUCCAGGUGACGAAGACUGGCCCUCCACAGUAGGAGUGGCCCUUUGUCAGGGGAGCGUCACCCCCACGUCCCAGCACUCCCAUUCCUCAUCCUUAAAGGGGAGACUUCAAUUUUAAGAAGCAGCCGAGCCCAGGGUGGCCUGGAGCCCCCACACGGCGGCGCCCAGCGCCCCGCGCCCCGCUGCCGCCUCUCAGGGCCCCGGGAGGACAGUGGCAGCAUGCACGUCCCCGAGAGCCUCCAGGACCUGGCCGACAGCGAAGCCGUGCGGUUCGUGAGGAGGCCCAAGACCGCCGCGCGGAUCUGCGCAGGGGUCUUCUCCCUCAUCAUCUUCUCCUCCCUGCUGACUGAUGGCUACCAGAACAAGACAGAGUCUCCACAGCUCCACUGCAUCCUCAACAGCAACAACGUGGCCUGCAGCUUUGCAGUGGGUGCCGGCUUCCUGGCCUUCCUCAGCUGCCUAGUCUUCCUGGUCCUGGAUGCCCACGAGAGCCGCAUAGCCAGUUCCCGGUUCAAGACAGCCUUUCAGCUCUUGGACUUCAUCCUGGCAGUCCUCUGGGCAGUCAUCUGGUUCAUUGGUUUCUGCUUCCUGGCCAACCAGUGGCAGCAUUCUCCGCCCAAACAGUUCCUCCUGGGAAGCAGCAGUGCCAAGGCAGCCAUCGCCUUCACUUUCUUCUCCAUUCUUAUCUGGAUAUUCCAGGCCUACCUGGCAUUCCAGGACCUCCAAAAUGAUGCUCCAGUCCCCUACAAGCGCUCCCUGGAUGAGGGCGGUGUGGUGCUGACCACCCUCUCCCUGCCCUCCACCACCAGCCCUGUCAACACACCCACCACUGGCCCAAACAGCCUGAGUUAUGCCAGCUCUACCCUGUCUCCCUAUAUGACCACUCCAAAGGCCCCCCGCCUUGCUAUGAUGCCUGGCAACUAAACAUCCUUAUCCAUAUCAGUAAAGAGAUGAUUCUCCCUCCAGAAGUAUUUCUGAA
Messenger RNA from Nycticebus coucang (slow loris), 1023 nucleotides. It is a transcript of the gene SYNGR4, whose product is annotated as synaptogyrin 4. The transcript has 5 exons. Lineage: Eukaryota; Metazoa; Chordata; Mammalia; Primates; Lorisidae. The record is from RefSeq and is a predicted model, not a curated record. Bases 264 to 968 code for a protein of 234 amino acids. Gene Ontology annotation, cellular component: neuromuscular junction; synaptic vesicle membrane.